Molecule: messenger RNA, 6780 nt
Organism: Notechis scutatus (mainland tiger snake)
Lineage: Eukaryota; Metazoa; Chordata; Lepidosauria; Squamata; Elapidae
Gene: PTPN23
Product: protein tyrosine phosphatase non-receptor type 23
Biological process (GO): endocytic recycling; early endosome to late endosome transport; protein transport to vacuole involved in ubiquitin-dependent protein catabolic process via the multivesicular body sorting pathway
Cellular component (GO): endosome
Molecular function (GO): protein binding; protein tyrosine phosphatase activity
Source: RefSeq, a predicted model, not a curated record
UCGGCCCGACUCGGUCGCCGCUCGGCUCUUCCCGGAGAGGCCUAGCGCCGCCGCCACUACUACCACCACCAACAACCACCACCGGAGCCUCCUUUCUCCGGCCUGCCGGUUUUUGCCACCUCGGCGGGACGCCGGCCGGCCGGCGAGAUGGAAGCCGUGCCCCGCAUGCCCAUGAUCUGGCUGGACCUCAAGGAGGCCGCCGAGUUCGGCUUCCAGCCGGCCGUCAAGAAGUUUGUGCUGAAGAACUACGGAGAGAAUCCGGAGGACUACAAUGAAGAGUUGAAGAAACUUGAACAGCUCCGGCAGAGCGCCGUGAACGUGCCGAGGGAUUUCGAAGGAUGCAGCAUUUUGCGGAAAUAUCUGGGCCAGCUUCACUACCUCCAGAGCCGAAUUCCGAUGGGAGCCGAACAAGAGGCAUCUGUCCCCAUCACCUGGACGGAGAUCUUUUCUGGCAAAGCGGUCACUCACGAAGACAUCAAAUAUGAGCAGGCCUGCGUCCUCUACAAUCUGGGGGCCUUGCACUCCAUGCUGGGAGCCAUGGACAAACGAGUCUCUGAAGAGGGCAUGAAAGUUUCCUGCACCCAUUUCCAGUGUGCAGCUGGUGCCUUCACGUACCUUCGGGACAACUUCCCCCAUUCCUACAGCGUGGACAUGAGCCACCAGAUCCUAAACCUCAACAUUAACCUCAUGCUGGGUCAAGCUCAGGAAUGUCUUCUGGAGAAGUCCAUGCUGGACAACCGGAAAAGUUUCCUUGUGGCCAGGAUCAGUGCCCAGGUGGUGGAUUACUACAAAGAGGCCUGCCGGGCUUUGGAGAACUCUGACACGGCCUCCCUGCUGGGAAAAAUCCAGAAGGACUGGAAGAAACUGGUGCAGAUGAAGAUAUAUUAUUUUGCCGCCGUGGCCCAUCUACACAUGGGAAAACAGGCAGAGGAGCAGCAGAAGUACGGCGAGAGGGUCACCUACUUCCAGAGCGCCCUGGAUAAGCUCAACGAAGCCAUCCGGUUGGCCAAGGGCCAGCCCGAAACUGUGCAGGAGGCGCUGAGAUUCACCAUGGACGUCAUUGGAGGGAAGUAUAAUUCCUCCAAAAAAGAUAACGACUUUAUCUACCACGAGGCUGUCCCUGCGCUGGACACUUUGCAAUCUAUUAAAGGGGCGCCGUUGGUCAAAGCCCUCCCCGUCAACCCCACCGAUUCAGCCGUAACCGGCCCGGAUAUUUUCGCCAAACUGGUGCCCAUGGCUGCCCACGAAGCCUCGUCGCUCUACAGCGAGGAGAAAGCCAAGCUGUUGAGGGACGUCAUGGCCAAGAUCGACACCAAGAACGAGAUUCUCGAGCAGUUCAUGGACUCUCUGCAGCUGGACGCCGAGACGGUGGACAAUCUGGAUGUGUACGACCACAUCCCACCCGUCUUGAUGGAAAAAUGCGCGGCGCUCAGCGUUCGCCCGGAGACCGUGAAAAACCUCGUCCAAUCCAUGCAAGUCCUCUCCGGUGUCUUCACUGACGUGGAAGCCUCCCUGAAAGAGAUCAAGGACUUGCUGGAGGAAGACGAGGCCGAGGAGCAAAAGCUUCAGGAGACCCUGGGCAAGAGCCCACCGCCGCCCCAGGACCCUCCGGUCCCCUCCACCGGCGGGGUGGCCGAAGUGGCCAAGGAGUGGGCAAAGUACUUGGAGGUCCACCAGAAGGCCAGCUUCACCAACACCGAGCUCCAUAAAGCCAUGAACCUUCACAUUACCAACCUCCGGCUCCUCAGCGGGCCCUUGGAGGGGGUCAAGGCUGCCCUGCCUGCCCCCAGCCUCUCGGAGGAUGACCAGCAAGCCAUCCAGAACGUCAAGCGUUUGCUGGCCAAGGUCCAAGAGAUGAGAGACCAGCGGGUGUCCCUGGAGCACCAGCUCCGCGAGAUGAUCCAGAAGGACGAUCUCACCACCUCUCUGGUGACAACCGAUCAGUCUGAGAUGAAGAAACUCUUUGUGGAGCAGCUGAAGAAGUACGACCAGAUCAAAGUCUACUUGGAGCAGAACCUGGCGGCCCAGGAAAACAUCCUCAAAGCUCUGACGGAGGCCAACGUGAAAUAUGCUGCCGUCCGGAAGAUCCUGGCCGAGGUGGAAAACAAGUGGAACACGACCCUCCAGACCUUGGUGGCUUCGUACGAAGCCUACGAAGAUUUGAUGAAGAAGUCUCAAGAAGGGAAAGAAUUUUACGCCGACUUGGAGAGUAAAGUUGCAAAACUCUUGGAAAAGGCACAGAUCACCUGCCAAAUGGCUGAAACCGCCCGCCGGCAGAUAAUGGAGAAGGAGAUGAAGAAGAAGACUCCUGCCCGGCCCACCACCUCAAAACCCGUCCUUCAAAAGAAGUUGUCAGAGGCAGAGUUGGCUUGCGAGCCUCUGGGCCUUGCGUCCAUCUCACUGGCUGACCUGCCCGAGGAGCUGCGCAGCCUCCCACCAGAAAUCCUGGCCUCUCACCUGGCACAGCUCCCCGCUGAUGCCCUGGCAGCGCUACGUAAUGAACCACCUUUGCCUGCUGCGGGGAUCAGGGGUCCCGCCGGCGAAGCCUUUGGGGGAGCCCUCCCUCUCAGGCCUCCCUUUGAUCCGAGCCAGUUCCCAGGCACCAGACUACCUCCGCGGCCGUACCAGCCGGCCAUGAUGUCCACUGUCUCUGGACAAGCUUCUUUCCCCAUACUGACUCCCUGCAGUUCCGCAGUGUCCCCUUUGCCGAAUUCACAGAUUUACUCACCGGGGGGUGUCGUUGCUCCAGGUCCGGGCCUUGCCCCACAGCAGCCGGUGUACCCCGGUCUGCCUCUGCCGCCCCCGAGGACGUCUCCACAGCACAUUCCGAUCUCUCAUCCUGCCCCGGGCUCAGUUUACAGCGUCGGACAACUGGCGCCAUGUAGUGGGGUUCUUCCCGGAGGUCCAUCUGCCCCUCUAGACAGGAGGCCGCCAGCUCCGGUGCCUGGCCACUUUGUGGCCCCUCAUUUCCCACCACACAAGCAGGGCAUCCGGCCCGCCACCACUACGGUGGACAGUCUGCAGGCUCCCAUCUCCAGUUGCACAGCUCCGCAGGGGAUGUCUAGCUCCCUUCCCCAGUGGGCAGGGCCUCCUUCUCAAGGGGGCUUUGUGGGGGGACCCCAAGGGUCUUCCCCCUAUCCUUUUGCUUAUGUCCCGGUGAGUACGGCGUCCUUUCUGCCUCCUUUCUCAGGCGCUCAGCCUCAGCCCAGCUUCCAUCCCCCCUCUGAUCGCCCAGCUUGCUUGCAAACAAUGCCUACCAUGCUGCCCCCACAGCAGCAGCAACUGCCCCAUUUCCUGCCCCAGACCCAGCAGCCACAGCCGGCCUUCCCCCAGCCAUACCCGUCUCAGCCCACAGGCCCACCGGUGCUCCCGAAUCAGGUCCCCACGCAUCCCGCUAGCCAAGGGCAGCUCCCCCUCCAGCUGGGACCUCAACAUUAUCAGCUGCCCCCACGGGACCCACUGCCGUCCCAUUCUGGCAGCUUGGCCUACUCUGCCCCGGUCCCAAGAGGCAUGAUGGGCCACAUCCAGCAGGUCCCCCUUCACCCUCCCGUGUCGGCAGCCCCCCUCGCAUUCGCUCCAACGUCAGCCCAGAUCCCGGGAGUCCCUAUAAGACUGCUCAGACCUCAGCCGCUGCCUCCAGUUAGCCAGCCUCCCCUUCGACAUGUUCCUUCUACCCCAAGUCCGGUUGGAGGGGCUGUUCCCUCACCAGCCCCUUCUCCUCGCCCCGCCAUGACCCUCCCACCCCCCUGCCUUUUGCCCUCUCAGAUGCCUCCUUCCUCACUGACUCCUGGCCCUCCGUCCCUGCCCCAGGCUGCCUCCGAGGUCCCCUUCCAACGCCAGAGCUCCUCCACUGAUGACCUGCUCUCCUCCAGUCCCGAGAGCCAACACGGGGGUCCCAAGGCGCCCGUUGGGCCGCCCCUCCUCCAACCCACCAAGGCUGACCCCAAGGAUGGCUUGAAGCCCAAAGCUGUCCAGCUGAUCGAGAAUGACCCGUACGAGAAACCGGAGCGUCUUUGGCGCCUCCUGUCCGAGCUCGAACGUUUCCAAGAAGGGGUGUCCCGGUUGGAGAAGAGCGCCGCGCCGGGCACAGUCAGCGAGCUAGACAACAUCUGGAAGGAGCUUCAGGAUGCCCAAGAGAAGGACGCACGACAGCUGUCGAUCGCCAUUGCCCGUUGUUACACCAUGAAAAACCGGCAUCAGGACAUCAUGCCAUAUGACCGGAACCGAGUGAUCCUCCAAUCGGGCAAGGACGACUACAUUAAUGCCAGCCGGAUUGAGGAUCUCUCCUGCUAUUGCCCCACCAUUAUUGCCACGCAGGCCCCGCUGGUAGGCACCGCCUCAGACUUCUGGCUGAUGAUCUAUGAGCAGAAAGUCUCGUUGGUGGUCAUGUUGGUCUCGGAGCAGGAGAUGGAGAAGCAAAAGGUAGUCCGAUACUUCCCGACAGAGCGAGGCCAGCCCAUGGUCCUCGGCUCCAUCACCCUCGUCCUCACUAGCCUGAAGGCCACCCCCACUCACCUGGAAAGAAUGAUCACAUUGCAAUUCCACGAUCAAAGCCUGAAACGGACUGUCAUCCACCUUCAGUUUUCUUCCUGGCCGGAGCUUGGCCUGCCGGACAGCAAAGGGAACCUGCUUCGGUUUAUCCAGGAUGUGCACAGCCAUUACCUACAUCAGCGACCCCUCCACACCCCCAUUGUGGUCCACUGCAGCUCCGGCGUGGGCCGCACAGGAGCCUUCUGCCUCCUCUACGCCGCCAUGCAGGAGGUAGAAGCUGGCAACAGCAUCCCGGAUUUGGUUCAACUCGUGAAGCGCAUCCGUCGACAGAGGAAACACAUGCUGCAGGAGAAGGUCCAUCUCCGAUUUUGCUACGAGGCGGUCCUGAAACAUGCUGUGCAGGUAUUGCAGAGACAUGGUGUGAUGUCCGCGGCCUUGGCCUGCAAGCCGGCCAGCAGCAGUGCCCAAAAGGUGCCUCUCCAGCAGGACCUCCAAGAUCUGGUCUUGGGGGGCGACGUCCCCAUCAGCUCCAUCCAAGCCACCAUUGCCAAACUCAGCAUCCGACCUCUCCCAGGCAGCGCCGAGCAUCCCCCCAAUGCCCGGGGGCUGGAGGCGGCAGCCCCCUCAAUGCCCCCCUUUGAUGCUGCACUCCCGCCGGCGGCGUCUUCCGCUGGUCCGCGAAUCUUUCCCGAGCCAGGCUGCACAGAGAACAUGCCGGGGUUUUCUCCACCUGUCACACCGGCUCCGGCAUUGUCCGAGCCAGUGGCCCCAUUGAUCGUCGAGAUGAGCAGCUCCAUGGAAGAGGAGAGAAGCGAGGAGAAGGCGGAAAGCCUUCCGAGGGCAGAGCCGUUGGCAUCUACACCGGCCCUCCCUCCCUCCUCCUCCUCCUCUUCCUCCUUGGAGCUUCUGGCUUCACUCACCCCGGAGGCCUUCACCCUGGACAGCUCACUUAAGGGCCGGCACAAAGUGAGCAAGCAGAGCUUUCUCCAGCCGCAGAACGGGGAGGGUCUGCGAGGAGCCCUUCCCAGCGAUGACCCUCUCAGCAAGUUAGACCCUCUCUGGACUCUCAACAAGACCUGAGCAGAUGCAACAAGCCCCCCCCACCCCCCCAUUCUCCUGUACUUACCUUCCUGGUUUGUGGUGGAGUUCCAGGUGAGACGGCGGUAUAUUUGUCUGCCAUUGACCGCUUCGGGAAUGCCGUACUGCCUCUGGAACCCUCUCGCCAUGCUUAUGGUUGUUCAAGACCCCGCAUUGCGGCCAAGCUGGAAUGCUCAGAACGGUUACCGGUUGCCUUCCCGCUUCCUUUUCAGCCCCAGCCAGGACCACGCGUCUGUUACGGUUCACCUCAAUGCCGGGGCAAUUGAGCCAGGAGCAAAGCUGUGACGCCAGCCAGAGUCCUCAUGCCCACUCAAAGUUUUGGGUGUGAUUUGGGGGGGGGGGGGAGACAGACGGUUCAGCUUUUCAACACACACACCCCGCGACCGUACUCUCACUGUCCCGUUCUAUGGCAAGUAAACCUGGGACAAGCCACUAAAAGCUGGGAUCUCCUGCACCGCCCAUUUCUCAUUCCUUUCCCCAUGAAAGUUGGUAGGACUUGAGACGGUCCAGUUGAUCCUGCCAAAUUGGAGAGGGUGGGAGGCAGGGGUCCCCAGAUAAAUAGGGGAACCCUUGGUUGACUCUUGGUGGAAUCUGGCACUUGGUACGGCAUUUCCUCCCCAGGUUCCCUUAGAUGGCCCGAUUCGGUUUCCAAAGGUUCUUUUUUUUUUCCUGUUUGUGUCUCUCCCCCCUCUCAAUUCAGGACCACAGGGGUUCCCCUGCUAUUCUCCCCCCACCCCCCCAAGUCCAGUGAUGCUGAAUUUUGAGCCACAUGGUCUACAGAACUUGUUUUCACUUGACAACGGCUACUGAAAAAACGGGUGUGGACACCGUCGACACUAGUGUGGGCCCCCCUGAAGCAGGCAUUCCAUGCCCCAAGGAAUGGGGGUCAGUGGGACAGCUAAAAUGUGGGUGCACCCCCUCCUCCGAGGGAGAAAAGGCUUGGCAAGACUCGUCUUUCCUGGAUAGACUAGCUGGUUUUCUGUCCCAAAGAAUGUUGAUAAGUUUGUGGAUUCCGCCAACCCCUGCAUUGACCAGUCUUGGGGAAACGUAUUGAUUUUUCUUUUUUUCUUUUUCCUUCUGUACAAAUGUUAAUACUGGCUUCCGGUUUCCAAACUUCCAGUGUAAUUUAACAGCCAACACUUUUUCAGUUCUUUGCUACGAAAGCAAAUUAAACGGGGCGUUGGAGAUGGG